CCUCUCUCCCCUUUGCACUCACAGCUCGCAAUGCAUCUAACUGUGUUAAUCUGUUUGUUUUUCAAAGCCGUACAGUAAACGCUGAUGCUCGCGCAAGUAAACAUGCGUUUUUAUGUCCUCCUUUAACUAAGCGAUUCUGUCUGCCAUGUGACCGCGUAACCCGCUCACAUGAGCGCCGAGUUGCAUGAUCCGCUUUAAGUUCUUUAAAGUCCGCUGCUCCAGCUCGCAGCUGAGACUGGAGCUGCCAUGGCGAGUGGAGGCGAGCAGAAAGUGGUGCUGAUCACCGGCUGCUCCUCCGGGAUCGGACUGCGGAUCGCCGUGCUGCUGGCCAGUGACGAACAGAAGCGUUACCAUGUUAUUGCCACUAUGAGAGACCUGAGAAAGAAGGACCGGCUGGUGGAAGCGGCGGGUGACACAUACGGAAAGACCUUGACACUGCUGUCUUUGGAUGUGUGCAGUGAUGACUCAGUCUGGCAAUGUAUUGACAGUGUAAAGGACCGCCACAUCGACAUUCUCAUUAAUAAUGCAGGCGUGGGUUUGCUGGGCCCUGUGGAGAGCAUCAGCAUGGAUGAGAUGAAGAGAGUGUUUGAGACCAACUUCUUCGGAACUGUGCGCAUGAUAAAAGAGGUCAUGCCGGACAUGAAGAAGAGGCGAUCUGGCCACAUUAUCGUCAUGAGCAGCGUAAUGGGCCUGCAGGGUGUGAUAUUCAAUGAUGUCUACACGGCCUCUAAGUUCGCCAUAGAGGGCUUCUGUGAGAGUAUGGCUGUGCAGCUGCUGAAGUUUAAUGUGAAACUAUCUCUGAUUGAGCCAGGCCCAGUGCAUACAGAGUUUGAAACAAAGAUGAUGCAAGAGGUGGCCAAGAUGGAUUAUCCUGGAGCAGAUGCAGACACAGUCAGAUACUUCAAGGAUGUGUACAUAAAAUCAUCCAUUGAUAUCUUUGAGGCAUUGGGACAAACCCCUGAGGACAUUGCUAAAUGCACCAAGAAAGUGAUUGAAUCCAGCCAGCCCCGAUUCCGGAAUCUGACCAACAGCCUCUACACACCCAUUGUGGCCAUGAAAUACGCAGACGAGACUGGAGGACUCUCAGUGAACGCUUUCUACAACCUGCUCUUUAACUUUGGCUCGCUUAUGCACAUUACCAUGAGCAUCCUCAAAUGCCUGACAUGCAGCUGCCUGCGCAGACGCACCAUUUCUCCUGACUGAAUAGGGCAGCAGUGAGACGCACACACUCCCAAUCCCCUCAGUUUACAGCAGAACAGGGGCCCGUUCUUCUUACUCACUUAUUAAAUCCAAGGUGAAAUGUAACAUCCAAGAUGGUAUCAUCACGCUAAUCAGGAUCUGGCUAAUUCGGUUCUUCGAACGCAACUGUUGUUGAUGAUUAGUAUAGCGGGAUUGAGUUAUCUGAGAUAAUUGCGCAUUCAUAGGUUGGUUCAAAAGGGGUUAUGUAUCGAUUCUCGAAACCACGAUCAACAAUGCAGGGAUUGGCUGGUGGCAAGACAGCAACGUAAUGACAUCAUAUAAUUAAAAAACACACCUACCUAAAGGAAAACUUUCUGGACAAAUUUCUGGACUUUUAUAAAGAAACAGCCAAGCGAACAAAACUUCAUAUCAUAUUUUUCGUACGAUAAGUCGCACCUAAGUAUAAGUCUUAUCAGUCCAAAAAUACAUCAUGACGAGGAAAAAAACAUAUAUAAGUCGCACCGGACUGUAAGUCACAUUUAUUUAGAACCAAGAACCAAGA
Molecule: messenger RNA, 1741 nt
Organism: Carassius auratus (goldfish)
Lineage: Eukaryota; Metazoa; Chordata; Actinopteri; Cypriniformes; Cyprinidae
Product: retinol dehydrogenase 8-like
Exons: 6
Coding region: 247-1203 (318 amino acids)
Biological process (GO): retinol metabolic process; estrogen biosynthetic process
Cellular component (GO): cytosol; cytoplasm
Molecular function (GO): estradiol 17-beta-dehydrogenase [NAD(P)+] activity; all-trans-retinol dehydrogenase (NAD+) activity
Source: RefSeq, a predicted model, not a curated record